This is a messenger RNA of Abrus precatorius (Indian licorice), 2689 nucleotides long. Its product is annotated as pentatricopeptide repeat-containing protein At3g12770-like. Gene Ontology annotation, molecular function: RNA binding; protein binding. The transcript has a single exon. Bases 58 to 1944 code for a protein of 628 amino acids. Lineage: Eukaryota; Viridiplantae; Streptophyta; Magnoliopsida; Fabales; Fabaceae. Gene Ontology annotation, biological process: RNA modification. The record is from RefSeq and is a predicted model, not a curated record.
AUGAAACCUGAAUCUUGAUUCUCUUGGAGCGCCAAAAUCAAACUCAAAGCAACUGUUAUGGUUCUGAGGAGGACAUUCACAUUUACCCUCACAACCUCUCGUUAUUACAGUUCUGCCACUGUCUCCCUCGCCCACGCAUCGCACAAUCUCCUUGAUCUUCUUCAGCUCUGCAUCGACCUUCGUGCCCAGAAACUUGGCCUGCAAACUCACACUCAAAUUCUCGCAAAUGGGUUUGGACAAAACGCAUUCCUCACCACCAGGCUCGUCUCUGCUUACGCCGCGUGUGGCGAGUUAACCAUGUCAAGAGCCGUCUUUGAGUCCAUUGAAGCCAAGAACGUUUAUCUCUGGAACUCACUCAUUAAUGGGUAUGUUAAAAAUCACGACUUUCACCGAGCCCUUGCUUUGUUCCGCGAAAUGGGUCGCAGUUAUUUGCCUGAUGAUUAUACUCUUGCAACGAUUUCCAAGGUUUCGGGUGAGCUUGAGGACUUGGUCUCCGGGAAAUUGAUUCAUGGGAAGAGUAUAAGAAUUGGGUUUGUGUCGGAUGUUGUUGUUGCCAAUUCUGUGAUUUCAAUGUAUUGCAAAUGUGGCGAGUUUAGAGAUGCAAUGCAGGUGUUUGAUGAAAUGCGUCAAAGGAAUGUGGGUUCGUUCAAUGUUAUAAUUUCUGGAUGUGCUGCUUUUGGAAACUAUACUUCUGCUUCCCGUGAUGGUUUAUGGAAGUUUUUUAUAAGAAUGCAAUGUGAAGGGUUUAAGGCUGAUGCUUUCACGGUUUCUAGUCUCCUGCCUUUGUGUUGCGGGGAUACUGAGAAAUGGGAUUAUGGGAGGGAACUUCACUGCUAUCUUGUGAAGAAUGGAUUGGAUUUGAAGAUGGGUUCAGAUGUUCAUGUGGGGUCUUCUUUGAUAGAUAUGUAUUCAAGGAGUAACAAAGUUGUUCUAGGAAGGAGAGUAUUUGAGCAAAUGAAAAACAGAAACAUAUAUGUUUGGACGGCAAUGAUCAACGGUUAUGUACAGAAUGGAGCACCUGAGGAUGCAUUGACUCUUCUCCAUGAGAUGCAAGUGAAGGAUGGAAUUCGACCUAAUAAAGUAUCACUUGUUAGUGUGCUUCCAGCUUGUGGAUUGCUUGCUAGAUUAACGGGAGGCAAACAAAUACAUGGGUUUUCUAUUAGAAUUGAGUUAAAUGAUGAUAGUUCAGUAUGCAAUGCUUUAAUUGAUAUGUAUUCCAAAUGUGGCAGUUUGGAUUAUGCGAGACGAGUCUUUGACAGUGGUUCUUACUUCAAAGAUGCUAUCAGUUGGAGUUCAAUGAUCUCUGCAUAUGGAUUACAUGGGAGGGGAGAGGAAGCUGUAAUUACAUAUUACAAAAUGCUUCAGCAAGGGUUCAAACCAGACAUGAUAACAGUGGUUGGUGUUCUUUCUGCUUGUAGCAAAUCAGGAUUGGUAGAUGAAGGCAUUGGUAUAUAUAAUACACUGAUGACUGAGUAUGAAAGGAAACCAACAGUUGAAAUUUGUGCUUGUGUUGUGGACAUGUUAGGUCGAUCCGGCAAGCUUGAUCAGGCCUUGAAGUUCAUCAAAGAAAUGCCUCUAGAUCCUAGUCCUAGUGUUUGGGGAUCUCUUUUAACUGCCUCUGUAAUGCAUGGGAAUUCAAGGACAAGAGACCUGGCUUACAAGUGUCUCUUAGAACUAGAACCUGAAAACCCGUCCAAUUAUAUCUCGCUUUCAAACACAUAUGCUUCCUAUAGAAGAUGGGAUGUGGUAAGUGAGGUGAGAGCAACGAUGAAAGAAAGAGGUUUAAGAAAAGUUCCAGGUUGCAGUUGGAUAACUAUUAGCGGGAAAACUCAUUCUUUUUUAGUUGCUGACAAAGCACAUCCUUCAUCUAAUUUAAUCUAUGAAAUGCUUAAUGUCCUGGUAUCAAUAAUAACGGAUGGUUGUUCCGAUAACGAUAUAUUCUGACUUAAGUCUCCUGGUAUUGAUGUGUUGAAAAACCUUCAAGUGUCUAGUAAACACUGAAAACUAGCCAGCCAUGUAACUCGGUCAACUCUGAAACCAUUUUCUUGGCGAUCAUUCAAGACUCAAAAGUCGAUUUGUGAUUCAUUACUUGAGUGAGAGAAACGACGUAAGAGACCCAGCUUAUCCGUGGUUUUAGUACAUAUGAUUUACUUUAUGUGGCUAUAGCGUCUUUGGAGUUUGCACGUGGUGAGUGCAAUGAGACCACCGAGAUGUUAGUGAGCAAAUAAUCAAUGUGCCAGAUGAGAUACUUGGAGGCUCACAUGAACCAUAUAGUAUGUAGGGAACUAUACAGACCAAUACCCCCCAAGAAAGAUAGUUCAAAGACAAUCUUAUUUAAACCAUUUCAUUCAAAUUAAGCUUUAUUAAUGAAUGGAUAUCAAAAGCAUUUGGCCACAAGAAUAGGAAAAUAGGAAACUUCAUGGCGUUCAAUCUUUCGUUGACAAUCUGAAGCGAAGAUUCCAUUUCAAAUAUAAUAGCAGUAACAGAAACUUAGCUGCAUGUGUUUAGCAGAUGUUGAUCAACAAUUCGCUCUACCGUGGGAUAAAAAUUAUGUAUCAUCAGUUUUAAAUUCUUGUUUUCAAGGAAUGAUAAUUCUUUGCUAGCAAAUGGAGGAUUAAAUGGCGGUUUACGAUGAAUAACCCAUUGCAGAUUUUAGAUAUUAGAUUAUUUGAAAUCUUACAGAAGGAUU